CUAGGAGUUUUAAGGCUUUUCAAAGGAGAUAAGCAGGAAGGAGAUAAUUAGGAACAAAAAUACAUCAGGUCAGACCUGUUUUGUCAUCCAGUGGCUUGUAGGAGGUACUGUACUGUAUAUGAGGUGACAAUUUGUCUUUACAGCCAGAAUGUAUGUUUCACAGGCAGCAGGUGGAACAGGAAAACCAGUGAGUGCAUUAUUUUUAAAAGAGAAACGGAUUUCAAGAGGAAUUGCAUUGAUUUAUGUUGCUUUUUGGCAUAAAUGUACUGGUCAAAGGGAAAAUGUCAAUUAGCAAUGACAGAAUACGCCCUAAAGUAACCUUUGCACCACAGUAUCACUUUGAGUCCUGAAUAGGAUUUUUUUGAUGUCCACUUCUGUUUCUUUUUAAACCAGAGGCAGUUUACACUGUGAGGCAAAGGUGAAUAAUUCUUAAGAUUCCUACUGUUAGAUACCUGACUGCACUGCCGCAAUGGGUGAAUGGGGCUUCCUCGGCGGCCUCUUUGACAACCUCCAGGCCCACUCGCCGAUGCUUGGACGCUUCUGGCUCUUCCUCAUGCUUGUGUUUCGGAUACUGAUACUGGGAACUGUGGCCAGUGACCUGUUUGAAGAUGAACAAACGGAGUUUUCCUGCAACACCCUCCAGCCUGGCUGCAAGCAGGUCUGUUAUGAUGUGGCUUUCCCAAUCUCCCAGUACAGAUUCUGGGUGUUUCAUAUAGUUCUGAUUGCUACCCCAUCCAUGCUUUUCCUCAUGUAUGCUACUCAUCAUCAUAACAAAAAAGCUUCACGCCCCAUGUUGAGCAAAAGUAUCAUUCAAGACUACAAAGAAUAUUGCCGUUUGAGGAGGCUGUACAUUGUAAAUGUAAUAUUUCGAAUCGUGGCAGAAGUGAGCUUCUUGGUGGGCCAGUGGUGGCUGUACGGCUUCAAGGUGGAAGCCCAGUUUCCCUGCAGCCGCUUUCCUUGCCCAUACACAGUGGACUGCUUCACCUCCCGCCCUGCAGAGAAAACAAUCUUCCUCUGCUUCUACUUUGCUGUGGGGGUGAUAUCAGCAAUUUCCAGCUGUGCGGAGUUUUUCUACAGCUACACAAAAUGGUUUUGCUGCACCCAGGAACCCCUUGAUCUGGAACACUGCACCUGUCAGAAUCUCCAGAACGUUAGCCAAAAUGAGUCAGACAACAAGCUAGAGGGAAAGACGACGCUGGACAGUGCAGCCAGCAGAGUGAGGCUAAAGAGAGGAUCAGUGAGAAGCAGCAAGAAGGUCUCCAGCAUCAAGGGCAAGAGAGGCAAAUAUCUGAGCACCAGGACACUCAUGGUGUGAGAGGCCCCCACCAUUUUCUGUUCAGCACUGCUUUUUAAUGCUGUAUGUUAUUUCAUUUUUAAAUUCCCACUAUUUAUGUGUGACAGAGUUUCGCUGAUGGGAGACAUAACAAGGGUUAGGCUUGACUGAGAUCAGGAAAUGAGUUAAAAGCAAGACUGAUAAGUAAGGCUGGGUUGUCUUGCUGGGCUUGUGAAUCACUACAGACUCUAAACACAUGACGAGAGGGGAAAUUUGACAGAAAUAAACUUGAAAGACCUGUUUAACAUUUCCUUGAUUGUCAGAGAACUGACUCUGACAUUUCCAUUUUUGUGGAAGAAUCCACCCUCAAGUGUGCUUUUAUCAAGUGUUACUAUCCAUUACUGAAAAUGUGUGAGAUGAAAACCAUUUCUAAGUCAGUAUAGUAAGACAAUGUUGAUAUUUGAAGUAAUGUGCUUAUUUUCUUUCUUAUAGUAAGUUAGCUACUUAGCUUAGAUCUGGCUGAGUUUUAGCAUGAUGUAAAAUGCUCUAGCUUCACUAUUUUAUACAUGUGCACUUGGUCCCAUGUACUUAAACCAUGGAGUAUACGUUUAUUUUCAGCUGUAGUUAAGUAUUUUCAUGAAUUAUGGAGAUAAAAACCCUAAAUUCUGGUGUGUAUUUUCAUUUAAUUUAAAACUAUUGUCUGAAAAUUUUGUAUUAUGCUUUAUUUCCAUAAUACUUUGGUUCUGAUGACUGUUUUGUCAGCUAUUAUAAAACAUGACAGAUUAUGUCCCUUAGCUACAUUUCCUUACAGUAAACUAUAAAUAGAUUAAACAAAAUUACUUUAUAUUGCUAGUUGUCAAAGGGGGUAUGCAAAGCCCCCCUGGUUGGUACGGAUUGAAACAUCCAGUGGCUGAUGGCUCAAUUUAAUGACGGUUAAAAUCGGGUACGAAGUGACCAAAACUGUAAAAGUACAAAAUGGCUGAGGGGGGUAAAUGACCAACAUCCAUCUGAAAGCCUUGUGAGUAUACUUGUUUUUUCACAGUAAACCUCAUUAUUUAAUUUGCUGAAAAACAAACUCUGAGUUAAGAACAUAAUCUGUCAUGAUUCUCUUGUGUUCGGUUUUGAGUUUCGUUAGUGAUGUUUCCUUCAUGUUUUGUGUUCUUCAGUUGCUGUUAAUUUAGUUUUUGUUUAUUAUUAUUUCAAGGUCAUUAUUAGUUGUUCUGUUAUUCCCCUGGACUCCCUGCUCAUCUGUGGUAAUUAACCACUGGUUCCUCCUGGCUACUACCGGCUCUAUGUCCAUUGUCUCGGCUUCUCUGCCUGUUCUGUUACCAUGCCUGUGUUCCAUAUUCCACCACUGCCUGCAGGUCAUUCUGUUAUUAUCAUUAUUAUUAUAUUAUUAAUAUUAUAAUUAUUAAAAGACGACAUAACCCACCUUGUGGCUCCCACGCCAUUGUCUACAUAUUGGUCUACUAACCGCUUCAUGAUAAAAUUAAAAAAAGUCGAACUACUGGUUUUAUUUUUGUAAUGUAAAACCUGGGCUUAAUUACAAAUAGUAGCUCAGGAUUUAUUUUGUACAUGAUAUUUAUUUUCAAAAGUUCACUAUGAAAUAGCCUGAAUGAAAUAUGUUAUAAAGAGUCAUUUCCAACAUUGACUUUUGUGAGCUAAAGAGUUUUGACUCUUAAGUUGUCUGAAUGCAUGAACAAGCUCAGCAACACUUCCUGGAAUCUUCGUUGCUUUGCAUUGAACAUCAGCUGAAAGAUUACACAAUGCUUCAUUGUUCCUGCUGUGUCUGGAAUAUUGCUUUCUUUUUCUGGUUGUCACUAGUUUGAUGUUGAAAUGAUUAAACCAGCGUAUUUCAAUAUUAUAUAUAUGUUUCAAUAUUAUUUGACCUCACUGAACUUAAUGCAUCAGCAGCAGAUAGUAGGAUAGAUAUGUUAUCCCACAUUGGUUUUACAUCACAAGUCAUAUUUUUAUCUGUCUGAUUUCUACACUCUGAGGUCAUAUGUACAGGUUAUGUAAAUCUAACCAUGUCCAUAUUACAUCUGUUUUUUGUGGCACAAACUGAAAAAUCUCAAGCUGAACGUAAGAAUAUUAUUUUAAAGUAUUGUUAAUGUUCAAAAUAAAAAAAGAUAAUGUUA
Messenger RNA from Girardinichthys multiradiatus, 3411 nucleotides. Its product is annotated as gap junction delta-3 protein-like. The transcript is spliced from 2 exons. NCBI's taxonomy places the organism in Eukaryota, Metazoa, Chordata, Actinopteri, Cyprinodontiformes, Goodeidae. Gene Ontology annotation, biological process: cell communication. Bases 470 to 1315 code for a protein of 281 amino acids. Gene Ontology annotation, cellular component: connexin complex. The record is from RefSeq and is a predicted model, not a curated record.